Brassica napus (rape) is the source of this 2091-nucleotide messenger RNA. RefSeq lists its product as uncharacterized. The record is from RefSeq and is a predicted model, not a curated record. Bases 1141 to 2091 code for a protein of 316 amino acids. The transcript has a single exon. NCBI's taxonomy places the organism in Eukaryota, Viridiplantae, Streptophyta, Magnoliopsida, Brassicales, Brassicaceae. Gene Ontology annotation, cellular component: nucleus.
UACACAAUUCACCCAAAAGCGAACGUACCUAAAGCUUUAUUCGAUGGCCGAGAUUCUCAAGUUCUCAAAAGUCAAAAGACAUUCAUAAACAUUUCAACUUUCUACAGGAUAAAAUGACCAAUCGUUAAAUUCAGACAGAUUUCCAACUUAAAAUUAAUUAGCAAUAAGUGGAUUGACUCUAAUAAUUACCAAACCACCUAGACAACAGGUACCACAAACUGAGGACAUCAGCAAAUAAACCAGACUACUUCAUGAACAAAACGGAGAGCUUUAUCAGUCUUUUUUUGUUUGCGUUUUCUAGAAAUUUUGUGGCCCAAAGAUACAGUAAUGGUUCGGUAUGAACAAGUAUACCUGUCUGAACAUCAAUGGAAUGAUCUGAGAUUUGGUCAGUAUGACAAAAGCCUAAUGUCUUUGCUAGAGGCCUAAACUGUACUAUAUCAACUGAAAUUUACAUGGAGAAGCUUGUUGAUAAAGCCAGGGGAAACAUCGGGUUGUUGCUUCGCCAUGGUGAUAUUUUCAAGACUAUUUAGAUAGAAAUUUCAAAGACGAAAUAAUAGAGAAAGCUUGACCUGUUUUCUAGCCUAGAGGAAGCCACUUGGAUGUUUGAACGAACACUGUCGUCGAAUGCGCAAUUAGCGAACCCAUUGGACUGCAAAAAAUCAAGAGAGGGCUUUUGAAACCAAACUGAUCAAGUUUGUCAAAGAAUAUGACACGUUACGGGAUCAAACUGAACAAAACAAUAACAUUUGGCUCGAAAUUAAAUAUAUAUAAAUUUCAGGGUCCAUAAUGUAAUUUUUAGUAUUAUUCUCUCCUAUCUUAUUUUUUAACGGUCAUCCAAAAUCAGAUCAGUUCCAUCUCCGUCGACAACUGUCGUAACCCUAACAAACCCAAAAUGUCCUUUGACAAAAAUAGCCUUACUACAAGGGAAACAAAAUUGAAAAAAGGAAAUUGACAAAUUGACAAGUUGCUUGGGUACUAAGCAAUUACGUUAUUUCCUUUUUUUUUUUGCGACUCACCACAAUUGCUAUAUAUGUUCUACUAGCACUCUCAUUAUUUCCAAUAUUUCUUCUUCUACUUCUAGUUUAUCAUUCAUCAAACCCUAAGCCACCUGAGAGAAUCAACAAACGAAGAAAGAACAAGAUGAAGGAUUUGAUUGCUGCUGCCAUCAAGAGCACUUACGAUACUCGGAGCCCUGGUGGAGUCGAUCGUUGCAUCGAUCUAUUGAUUCGGUUGAAGUCUCUGUCUCUCUCCGUCAAAGAUAUUCUUUACUUCUCCAAGUCGAUUUUCAAACUCGAGACUUUGAGAAGGCAUCGAAACCCUAAAAUCCGGGAAGUGUCUCAAUCUUUGUUUACUUCCUUGUUGAAGACGCUCUACUCGCAAGGGACAGACAACCCGGCCGGUCUUAACAAAGCUCGUCUGAAGAGGAAAGAGGCAAAUACCGGGUCUUUGACGAAUAAAAGGGCAAAGACCAAUCUUUUGGUUUCGGACAAGAAACAAGAUCACAAAACUCUCGCUCGGGAACCUGUGGUAAGGAGGGCUGAGACAAAGAAGACCGAUGCUUGCAUGUCUGUUACGACCAAGCCUGUUACUACCACGGCUCUUCCUCAGCAAUCGAGACGGGACAUCAAAGAUGGUAAGGUUACAACCAAAACCUUGAUUCCUCCUCCGAGGAGAGUCCCUGCUUGCAAGAACGUUCCAGCGAAGGCUUCUAGAAACCCUAAAACAGAGGAGAUGGUUGAGCUGUUUGAAGCAGCAAAAAAAGCGGCUGACGUGGCCAAUGCUAAGGGUAUUCUCUCUGGCAAAUCAGACGCGUUGAGGUGUGUAGAGGCUAUCUCAUUACUCAUGAAGAUGAACGUCACUCCUAAACCUAAUGAGCCAAGGAAGAUGAUCGAAAGGCUGGAGAGACUUGCCAAGCACAAGGACCGUACGAUUUGCAGUGCUGCAACAACCCUUCUCCAGAUUUGGAGGCAGAGGAUCAGAGAACAAGAACGUAAAGAGUCUUCUGCCAUCAAGAACCCUCGUAGAGUUCAACGAACAUGCGGUCAGGGCUUCACAAGAGAAUCUACAAAGGCGAUGAAGUUAGUGAUGUGA